Paramecium octaurelia is the source of this 907-nucleotide messenger RNA. Lineage: Eukaryota; Ciliophora; Oligohymenophorea; Peniculida; Parameciidae. The record is from the annotation of a GenBank genome assembly.
AUGGAUUGUUGUGUUAAAUAAAAUCCUAAAGAAAAUCAAUUUUGUGAUUAAUAGAAUAGUUAAUUAAAAAGUAAAAUGUUAAAUAACAAUAGAGUCAGAAAAUGAACUAGCUGAAGAAUAAAUCAUAAAUAAUGUCAAACUAAGAUAUGGAGAAAUUUGCGAGCAAAAGCAACAAGUAAAUUUAGGGUGCUGCAGUACUUCAGGCUGUGGAACUAUAGAUUAUGCUUUAUUCGCUGAAAAAUAUUAAAACCUUUAAGGAUACAUUCCAGAAGCUGAUUUAGGAUUAGGAUGUGGGAUUCCAACUGAAUUCGCAGAGCUUAAAAAAGGAGAUGUGGUCCUUGAUUUAGGUUCAGGAGCUGGAAAUGAUUGUUUCAUAGCAAAAGCAUAGGUUGGGGAAGGUGGAAGAGUCAUUGGUGUUGAUAUGACACCUAGUAUGAUACGAAAAGCUUAAUUGAAUUCAGAUAAAUACAAUAUUAGAAAUGUUGAAUUUAGAUAGGGUGAUAUUACAGAUAUACCUGUUUUGGAUAAUUAUGUUGAUGUUGUCAUUAGUAAUUGUGUAAUCAAUUUGGUGCCUGAUAAAAGAAAAGUAUUUUCAGAAAUCCAUAGAGUCUUGAAAUAGAAUGGUCACUUCUCUAUUAGUGAUGUUCUUUCUACUGGCGAUUUGCCUUUAGCGAUUAGAAAAGCUUAGGAAUUGCAUAUAGGUGGAGUUUCAGGAGCCCUUAGAAAAGACAUUUAUUUAAAAACACUCGAAGACUUAGGAUUUAUUGAUAUCUAAAUUAAAAAAGAAAAAGUAAUUGAUUUCCCUGAUGAACUGAUGUUAAAGUAUGUUUCUUAGGAAGAGUUAAACGAAUUCUAAAAUAGUGGAACCAAAAUUUUAAGUGCAACCAUAUUUGCAAGAAAAAAAUGA